Molecule: messenger RNA, 642 nt
Organism: Elgaria multicarinata webbii
Lineage: Eukaryota; Metazoa; Chordata; Lepidosauria; Squamata; Anguidae
Exons: 5
Coding region: 1-642 (213 amino acids)
Molecular function (GO): growth factor activity
Source: RefSeq, a predicted model, not a curated record
AUGUUGCACCUGCUGCUGCUGAGCGGCUUGCUGGUGGGGGUGCUGCCAUGCGGCAUCUGUGCCCCCCGGGAGACCCGCCUUGGGGAGGAACAACCGCUUGAAUCUGUUGUCAGCCUCAACGAAAGUUGCAGGGAACAGGUGCUCCAGCAUGUGGCUUCAGCUGUGCUUCCUUUGCUCCGGCUGGAACGGCCCCCCAGAAUUGCAGCUGACACCAUGCCCCAGCUGCGCGACGCCUGGACAAAGGAAUCCAUUCCGUUCCCGGCACUGUCCGUUGUGGGACAACAUCACAAUAUCUCUUCCAAUCAGACGCUGUUGAUCCGAAGAGGAGGCUGCGCUCAGAUCUCCCACCGCAUAACGCUGGAUGACCUAGGUUGGCAGAGCUGGGUGCUGCACCCUGAUUCCUUCGUCUUCACCCAAUGCCUGGGGUGUCACUGCCACCAGAAGGAAGCGAGACCCCCGCUGCCCCUUUGGGUUCAAGACUGUGGACUCGGCCAGCCAAACCCUUGGCUGGACAUGGACGAAAAGAAGAGACGUUGCUGUCGGCCGCGCCGGAAUACGCUGCCCUUUGCUUUCCUGAAAGCGGAUGGUUCUUUGGUAGUUCAGCCGGUCCGCUUGGUGCAAGAUUGCUUCUGCCGAGCCUGA